UUUCAGUCUUUUUAUAGCAAAUUUUAAAAAUAAUUUGAAAAAUCAAUCAAAUAUUUAGGUUAAAAUCAGAUAGGUAGUUACUUUUAAAAGUUUAAAAAAAAAGCAAAAGAAUCGCAAAUAAAUAAAUAUUUUACAUAAAAGAAAUAUCAAUAAGAAAUGGACAAGACAUUAAUUAGCCAAAAUGUAGAUAAGUUUAUGAAAGACUUAAAAGCAGUCACAAAUAGAGAUGAGUUUUUAGGGAAAAUGAAGGAAUAUGAAAGCUAAUUUUAUGGAUAUUAUGAAAAAUCAGUAUAAGAUAAUUUAUUAGAUGAACUCAAGAAGAAGAGUUUUUAACCUGAGCAUGUUGAAGCUUAAGCCUUUUUGAGACCACCAACAUAAGCAGAGAAAGACUACAUGCAAGGCCAAUAUAGAUAUAAUAAAUUCAGCAGAUAAAUUGAUGAAGAAUAAUCAUAAAAUUUGAGAUAAAUGUUUUAAUAAAGUUAAGAAGGACAAUUUAAUACUUAUGUUCCUCCAAAAUAUAACUAUAUAGAUGUUUAAGCAAACUCAAAGCAAUAUUAUCCUGAUAAUGAGUUUUUCAUUAAGGAUACUAACAGACCAUAAUAAAGUUUUUCAAAUGCUUAAAAUAUUUUCUUAAACAGAAAUAUUCCUGCUAAUUUACAAGGAUAAGAAACUAAGAACAUUUAUCCUCGUAAGCUUUUUGGAGCUCAAGAACAUGAAGUUUCCCAUCCUUACUUUUUAGCUUAGGAAGCUCCUUCUCUUGCAUUAAAAUAAAAUAUUUAAAAGCUUGGAGGAAUUUAAGAUACUCUUUCAGUCAUGGAACCCUCACUUCGUGAAAACGAAAGAAAAGCUUUUUAUGAAAAGAAUAAAUUUGAUAUACUUUAACAUAAUGUGGGAGUUAAUGAUCCUUCAUAUCUCCCUUUCCCUCAAUAAGCAGUAAUUUCAAAUACAUAAAAUAGACCUCAAGUAGCUCAAAAUGUUGUUUUGCCUAACCCAGCUUAAUAAAAUUAUAAUCCUUUUGAUAGAAAUCCCUAUCAAGUUGCAUAACUCUCUAAUUUAUCACCAAUCAGAAAUGUUUAACCUGAUAACUAUCCUUCUUCUCCAUUCAAUAGAACUGCUAAUUAUGCUCAUUAAAGACCUCCCACAGGUAUGCAGGGAUAAUAUGACAAAUUUUUAUCAUAUAAUGGAGUUAACAACAAUUCUAAUAAAUUUGGUGCCACUACUGAUUUAAGAAAUUAAUUUGAAACUGGUCCAGUAUUCAUUAAUGGAGCACAAAACGUCUGA
Messenger RNA from Tetrahymena thermophila SB210, 1281 nucleotides. Its product is annotated as ligand-gated ion channel family protein. The transcript is spliced from 7 exons. Lineage: Eukaryota; Ciliophora; Oligohymenophorea; Hymenostomatida; Tetrahymenidae. The record is from RefSeq and is a predicted model, not a curated record.